GUUCACAGGAGGAGGACUUCCAGGAGGAUGUUUCUGAGACUAUCCACAUUGAGUCUGUUGAGGGAGCACGCGAUGUGGACAUGACCGUGAUUCAGGAUUCUCCAGCCAAACCUCUUUCCGCAUACAUGGAAAAGUUGUUUCGUGCAGCACGUGGUCGGAUCGUCUGAAAGGGUCCGCUGGUUCGCACCCCGUAUACAAAUCCACUCAGAAGGAGGGCGAAACGACAACUCAUGACGAUUCCAUCCUCUGCGUCACAACGUGAGGAAUCUUUCCUCACAUGGUAUACCAGAGCUGCGGCUUCUGACACACAUGAUGUCUACUUCAUAGGAUCGACGUCGAAGGACAGCUUUUGGAGGCUUGUAGUAGAGUUGCGUGACUGGUUGACCGAUGAUCAUGUGGAUUCCUUUUUGGCUUUAUUACGUCGACAUCAGGCCUAUCGCCAGUCGACUGUCUCACAGCGUUGGACGACUACCCACACAUUCUUUGGAGGCCAUAUUGAGAUGGCUUGGAAGAGUUGGCAGACCACGCCGAUUGACGAGUUUGAGUUUUCGGGGCUCUUUACGAGGAUGGUUGAUGCAACGUACACCUCGGGAUUACUGUACAAACCAUGGGGGAUGGUCGAUCAGGUUUUCAUCCCUAUAAACUUCGAGAACGCACAUUGGGUCGCUGGAAUUAUAGAUUUCCGUGAGUGGACGAUUACGGUAUAUAAUUCGGAGGUAUCAUAUUCGGAGAAUAUAGAAACUCUUGAGCAGCGGAUGCGACCGUAUAUGACAUUCAUUCCCUCGUUAUUAGAGGCGACGAGUGGGCUCCGGUGACUUACUUUGCAUCGAGCGACAGAUGUCCCUUAGUAGGGAGUGGGCUCCGGUGACUGUGGCGUGUUUAUAUUACGAUUUUUUGAGUGUUUGGCGUUGUCACGGAGCUACGGAUUUUCUCGAGAGUCGUCUACCUCUAUGCGUCGACGUUUAGCGGCGCAGUUGUA
Mangifera indica (mango) is the source of this 979-nucleotide messenger RNA. RefSeq lists its product as uncharacterized. Bases 231 to 815 code for a protein of 194 amino acids. The record is from RefSeq and is a predicted model, not a curated record. Gene Ontology annotation, molecular function: cysteine-type peptidase activity. Gene Ontology annotation, biological process: proteolysis. The transcript has 5 exons. Lineage: Eukaryota; Viridiplantae; Streptophyta; Magnoliopsida; Sapindales; Anacardiaceae.